Molecule: messenger RNA, 983 nt
Organism: Humulus lupulus (European hop)
Lineage: Eukaryota; Viridiplantae; Streptophyta; Magnoliopsida; Rosales; Cannabaceae
Exons: 2
Coding region: 116-808 (230 amino acids)
Source: RefSeq, a predicted model, not a curated record
CCCGGACACCUUUCAGGGGACUCUCUAUGAGACGGAGAACCAUACGGUGAAGCAUUUUUACAAGGCCAAUCCGAAGGAUCUAAGGGUAAUCGAGGAGAGGAGCCUGGAGAACGUCAUGGAAUCCGCGCUGGGGAUGAACCUUAUAGCGGUUUUGGCUCAGCACCACAACAUAGCUCGGGCAAUGGCUAGGAAUGAAGAGCUUCGGGCCGAGCUCCAGGCUGCUCAGACCGCCCUGGCUGCCGUCCAAGCUACCCUCGCAACUGCUCAACAAGGCAAGCUAGACGCCAAGGCUACCCUUGCAGCGUCUCAAAAGUGCGAGCAGGCUGCAAAGGCUGCCUUGGCUGCUCUUCAAGUCGAGCUCGCGGAGGCCAAAGCCAAGCAGUUGGAGGCCGAGACUACUACUAAGGAGGAGAAGGCGGCCUCACUAUCCUCCAUGGAGAGCAUGUUAUACCACUGCUGGGCCUUCAACGCAACUUCUCCUUCCUGGCCUUUGAAGUGUGGGAUCCCUACCUUGAGAAGUUUAAAGCUCGGAUUCUACAAGAGCAGUCUGAGACCGGGGAUGCCUCCACCGCUGGCGAGCAGGAGAUCAAGGAGGUUACAUCCUCAGAGCAUCCUGGAGGGUCUUGAUUUUCUUUUUCUUCAUAUUUUUUUUGUAAACAUUUGCCAUUUGGCCUGGUGCAAGGUUAUUUUUCCUCGAGACAAUUUAUUUAUAAUUCUAAUAUCUAAUUUUUUUUAUCUAUUUGUCUUUUCCUUGAUUGUUUCUUAUGUUUAUGACUUGCACAUCAAAAUCUUAGGAAUCGACUUUUAGAUCGGGAUAGAUAUUUUGAUUUUGGUUACAACCAAAAUUAAUGUUGAUUUAUAUCCUACCUGUUAAGUAUCAGGCCUUGGACCCGGUUAUAUUCCAGAUUUUGAAUAUUUCAAACUUAGUUCUUGUUAGGUUUUAUUGCUAUCCCGAGCUUCUAAGGAAGCCAUCAGAUUUUCAA